Messenger RNA from Prunus armeniaca (apricot), 423 nucleotides. The record is from the annotation of a GenBank genome assembly. Lineage: Eukaryota; Viridiplantae; Streptophyta; Magnoliopsida; Rosales; Rosaceae.
AUGGCUGAAGGUUCGAAACAAAAGGGUGCUAAUUACGCCGACGAUGAAGACAUAGCUCUCUGUCAAGCUUGGAUUGUCAUGAAUGAGGAUCCAAUUAUUGAAAAUUCACAAUCAAAGCAAGGAAGUGAGGACAACAAAGAGCUUGAAAUCUCGUUGCACGAACAUCAGCGCUUUGUGCACCAAAUUCUCAUACUACAAGAUGCAAAACGGAUGUAUUUUGAGAGGGAACAAAAAGCAUUCCUCCUUGACCACUAUUGGAAUGUUGUCUUGCAAGCCCAUAAGUGGCAACCAUUUGAAGGAUACCAAUCCUCCUCCUUUGUGAACACGUCUCCAAUAGGUGUCUCAACUCCUCUAGACGAAGAUUUGUCAAUGGAGACCAUUCCGAAAACUCAAGAGUUCAUGCAAACCUCGAACCCAUGCUAA